Molecule: messenger RNA, 618 nt
Organism: Capsaspora owczarzaki ATCC 30864
Lineage: Eukaryota; Filasterea; Ministeriida; Capsasporidae
Product: Btf3l4 protein
Exons: 1
Coding region: 12-479 (155 amino acids)
Cellular component (GO): cytosol; nascent polypeptide-associated complex
Source: RefSeq, a predicted model, not a curated record
CCCAAUUCACCAUGGAUAACGAAAAGCUCGCCAAGCUCCAAGCUCUGCACGCCACUGCCCGCCUCGGUGGCAAGGGCACCCCCCGCCGAAAGAAGAAGGUCGUCCACAAGACUGCCGCCGCCGACGACAAGAAGAUCCAGACCACCCUCCGCAAGCUCCAGCUGACGGACAUCCCCGCCGUCGAGGAGGUUCUGUUCUUCCUCCAGGACAAGAAGGUCAUGGCCUUCCGAAACCCCAAGGUCCAGGCUGCCCUGCCCUCCAACACUUUCGCCAUCACUGGCACCCCCGCCACCAAGGACAUCUCUGAGAUGCUUCCCCAGCUCCUCGAGCAGCUUGGCGGUGGCGCUAACAUGGACAACAUCACCCAGCUCCUCAAGAGCCGUAUGGCUGCUGGCGGCGCUGCCGGUGGUGACGACGAUGUCCCCGACCUUGUUGAGAACUUCGAUGAGGCCAAGGACAAGACCCCCGACGUUGAAUAAAGACAUCAAAAGACCUGGCAGGCGACUACCACGUUUCCGUAGGAUGUUGCGGGCGCGACGCCCAUUGUUUGCAAUGGUUGGUUGUUGAUUGUCGUUUCUUUUUAGCACAGUAGAAAAAAUAGAAAACAUUUUUGACCCA